This is a messenger RNA of Pieris macdunnoughi, 1071 nucleotides long. NCBI's taxonomy places the organism in Eukaryota, Metazoa, Arthropoda, Insecta, Lepidoptera, Pieridae. The record is from the annotation of a GenBank genome assembly.
AUGACAAAAAUAUUUCAAUUAAUUCAAAUUCCGAAACGUCUGUAUUCUGGAUCGGCUAAAGGCAAAGUGAUAGCAAAAAAAUAUGUAUUAACCAAAUAUUUUCAAGGUGAGCCGAAGGCUAGUGAUUUCAAAGUUGUUGAAGAAGAACUCCCGGAUCUAAAAAAUGGAGAAAUAUUGGCACAAGCCGAAUACCUGAGCGUCGACCCAUAUAUGCGAGCCUACAUGAUUGGUUAUAAACUGCCGACUGACAUGAUUGGGAGCCAAGUGGCUAAGGUAAUAGAGAGUCGUAAUGAUAAAUACCCAGUCGGUAGCUACGUGACAGAUUCAUUUGGAUGGCGGACUCAUACUAUUUGCAAUCCUGAUGCUGUACGACCACAGGAAGUUAUGCCUUUAACAAAGAUUCCAAAUGUCAAGCCUCAUCCUGUGUCCUUAGCCCUCGGAGUUUUGGGAAUGCCUGGAAACACUGCCUACUUCGGCUUGAAAGAGAUCUGCCAACCGAAAUCAGGGGAGACAGUUGCGAUAACCGGUGCAGCGGGUGCUGUGGGCUCGCAUGUUGGUCAAAUAGCAAAGAUUUUAGGUUGUAAAGUGAUUGGUUUCGCGGGAUCUGAUGCAAAAUGCGACUAUUUGGUCAAAGAGCUCGGUUUUGAUCACGCUUUUAAUUACAAGACAGCAGAUAUCAAGGCGGCACUGAGACAGGCAGCUCCUAACAGAGUAGAUUGUUAUUUUGAUAACGUCGGAGGUGAAAUAAGUCACACAAUCAUGACACAUAUGAAUAAGUAUGGCAGAGUUGCUGUGUGUGGUUCAAUAUCAUCGUACAACGACUUUAAACCACCAAAAGUGACCAUAAUGCAGCCGGCCAUAGUGUUUAAGGAGUUAAAAGUGGAGGGAUUUUUAGUAAACCGAUGGACGCAUAGAUGGGAUGAGGGCAUAAAUAUGAACUUAAAAUGGCUGCAAGAAGGCAAAAUUAAAUAUAAAGAAGAGUUAUACCACGGUUUUGAGAAUAUGGUGACAGCCCUCAAUGGUAUUCUUAGAGGAGAAAAUACAGGAAAAGCCGUUGUUAAAGUCAAUUAA